Abrus precatorius (Indian licorice) is the source of this 855-nucleotide messenger RNA. Its product is annotated as xyloglucan endotransglucosylase/hydrolase protein 2-like. Lineage: Eukaryota; Viridiplantae; Streptophyta; Magnoliopsida; Fabales; Fabaceae. Gene Ontology annotation, molecular function: hydrolase activity, hydrolyzing O-glycosyl compounds; xyloglucan:xyloglucosyl transferase activity. The transcript has 4 exons. Gene Ontology annotation, cellular component: apoplast; cell wall. Bases 1 to 855 code for a protein of 284 amino acids. The record is from RefSeq and is a predicted model, not a curated record. Gene Ontology annotation, biological process: cell wall biogenesis; xyloglucan metabolic process.
AUGAGAUCUCUUAUAUUUGUGUUUCUUCUCUUUCUUGUUUUUCAUGUGAUCUUUGCUAAAGGAAGCAAUAGUGAUGAAAUAAGGUUUGAUCAGAAUUACAAGGUCGUAUGGGGUGGCAAUCAUGUUUUACCCUUAAACCAAGGGAAAGAAAUUCAGCUUUCGUUGGAUAACUCUUCAGGAUCUGGCUUUGGAUCCAAGAUGACCUACGGUUCUGGAUUCUUUCAUAUGAGGAUCAAAGUACCAGGUAGAGAUUCUGCAGGAGUUGUCACAGCUUAUUACCUGACUUCACAAGGAAACAAGCACGACGAAUUGGAUUUUGAAUUUUUAGGCAAUAGAGAAGGGAAACCAUACAUAUUACAAACUAAUGUAUUUGUAGAUGGUAAUGGGAAUCGAGAACAAAGGAUUCACCUUUGGUUUGACCCUACGCUGAAUUUUCACGACUACAAAAUUCUUUGGAACAAACAACAAAUUGUAUUUUAUGUUGAUAACGUUCCCAUUAGGGUUUUCAAGAACAAAACUAAUAUUGGAGUGGACUAUCCAUCAAAGCCUAUGCAAAUACAAGUAUCUUUGUGGCAUGCGGAUUGGGCAACGGAUGGAGGCCAAACCAAAACCAAUUGGAGUUAUCAACCAUUCAAAGCAAACUUUCAAGGAUUUGAUGUUAGCGGCUGUCAAACUCAAAGCUCAAGUGAUCAACGUUGUGUUUCCGACAACUAUUGGUGGAAUAGCCAAAAGUUCUGGCAAUUGGAUCCUACCAAGCAAAGACAAUAUGAAAUUAUAAAGCAAAAGUACACAACCUAUGACUAUUGUACGGAUAGAAAAAGGUAUCCAACCCCACCCUUGGAGUGCCCUCAGUGA